Molecule: messenger RNA, 1415 nt
Organism: Cinara cedri
Lineage: Eukaryota; Metazoa; Arthropoda; Insecta; Hemiptera; Aphididae
Source: the annotation of a GenBank genome assembly
AUGCUAUUGCCAACAGAUGCACUGGACAGUUUAUGGAAUUUCAAGUUACCAAUACUAAUCUCAAACUUUCAAGCCUUAAUAUUUGGAGUCAUAUCUGGAAUGACCGCACAUAAAAUUGUUCCACACAAAAGUGAUAUGAUUGCUAAAAGACUAGCAGGUAUAGCAUUUUUCCUUCUAAAAAGAAUACUGAUUCCUAUCAUGCCUUUAUUUAUAUUAGGUUUUAUUUUAAAAUUGCAGCAUGACCAAAUUUUAUUGGUUGUUUUUAAAGAUUAUAUUGCAAUUUUUACCAUCAUGAUAGUUGUCAUCUACCUUUAUGUUAUAUUGUUAUACGGAAUUGCAAGUUCAUUUAAUAUCACAAAUUGGCUAACAAGCAUGAAGAAUAUGGCACCUGCGUUAGUUACAGCAAUUGCAACGUCAUCAAGCAGUGCUACAAUACCUGUCACUUUAGAAGGAUGUAAAAAGAAUAUCAAAGAACACGACAUGGUAGAUUCUAUGGUUCCUGUAAUUGCAAGUACUAGCUCUCCUGGCAACUGUUUUUGUAUUAUUGUUCUAGCUUUAGUGAUUAUAGAAUCUUUUGGCACUCAACCACUAACAAUAUGGAGCCACCUAAGUUUUUUGUUGUAUUUCCUUAUGCUGAAGUUCACUGCUGCAGCACCAGGUAGUAACAUAAUCGUAGUACUGGGAAUUCUUGAGGGAUAUUUGCAUUUUUCUCCAGCCAUGCUGUCACUAAUAACUGCAAUUUAUGUGAUGAUUAACCCUAUCAUCACUGGCGCAAAUGUUACUGGAGAUGGUGCAUUAAUUAUCAUAUUUACUAAACUUUAUAAAAAAUUUCAAAAGCUCAUAUAGCCAGUACAGUAGACAAUUUCUCUUGACUGUUAAGACUGUAGGUUUUAUGUUUAAAACUAUAAUGAUAGGAGUAUAUGGAAAUUUUUCUUGAUAGUGCUGAUUUAAAUGAAAUUAAAGAAUUAAAAGAAUUAAUUGAUGGUAUUACAACUAAUCCCUCAUUAAUUGCAAAAUCUGGCCAUAAAAAUAAAUACAAGGACUUAAUAAGUGAGAUAUGUUCAAUUAUAGAUGGACCUGUUAGUGUUGAAGUUGUUGCUGAUAGUCAUGAAGAAAUGGUGAAAGAAGGACUAGAUUUGGCAAAAAUUGCUGAAAAUAUCAUCGUAAAACUACCUCUUACAUAUAAUGGAUUAAUUUCUUGUAAAAAGUUAUCGACAGAGUAUAAUAUAAGUGUUAAUAUCACCUUAUGUUUUUCUCCUGGACAAGCACUACUUGCUGCUAAGGCUGGUGCUUGUUUUAUUUCUCCCUUCAUUGGCCGCCUGGAUGAUAUCAGUUAUGAUGGGCUGUCCUUAAUAGAAGAUAUAUGCACUAUGUAUUCCAACUACAUGUUCGAUACUAAAGUUCUCGUUGCAUCA